CUAAAUUUCCUUAAAAGAAAGCACUUUUACUUCUCAUAUACUUGGCCAACCUUGUUUUUUCAGAAAUUAGUUACUGAAAUCUCUUCUAAAGUUAUUGCUUCCGUUAUAAAGUUACUACAUAUAUAUGUUCUGAAGUUACUACUCAACUGUUCAAAUACAGCAAUUCAUUAUUCGAAAUUACUAAAUCUAAUUUCUGGUCUUUCCUCUCACAAAAAUCGGGCUUUUAUUUUGUUGGUGAUCAUGGCUGCAAAUUCUUCAUCUUCGUACAAAAUCCGAAGUCUUGUUACGUUGCUUCACCAAUACUAUAGAGUUCGCUUUAAUGCUACAUCCUCACAGUUACAGGGCAUCCAUGGCAUUGUUCCAACUACUAGGAUCGGUUAUGGUGGCUCAGUAAGUCCAGGGUUACGGCUUAUCAGUUCUGGAGAGUAUCAAAUACCCAAUAAGACGGAUCAGGUAAAGAAUGAAGCAAACAAAGUUCCUCCAGAAGAGCCAGCUCCUUCUAAGCCCAAUUUAUUUGCUUGGGCAAAAUGGCUUUUUGGAUCCAUAAUAUCAAUAUUCCUCCCCUUUUGGAAGGGAAAAUGGGACAGCUUUCGAAGAAUUGAAGGAGAGGUAGCGAAGGCGGCUGAAGAGGUGGAAGAAGCAGCAGAUAUAGUAGCAGCGUUAGCGACUAAAACGGAAAAUGUAAUGGGAGGGGUUGCUGGGACGCUGCCUGAAAAUAGCAUACUCAAAGAAGCAGCUAUAGCAGUGGAAAAUGCGUCAUCUGUAGUUGCUAAAGAUGCUCAGCUUACUUCUAAUUUCAUUCACAAGGUUGAAGAUGUGGAGCAAGACUUGAAAGACCUGGAGAAAAUGGUUGAACCCAUUAUUGAAAAAGUCGAAGAAUGGGAAUGUGACAAAAAGUAGUACACUGCAUAUUUUAUUUAUUCUUUUUGUGCCUCAAAAAUCAUAAAAGCAGAGGGCAUAUUCUUCAUUUGUAGAGACGAUUCAGAACAUUGUGAUU
Messenger RNA from Lycium barbarum (goji berry), 997 nucleotides. RefSeq lists its product as uncharacterized. The transcript has 5 exons. The record is from RefSeq and is a predicted model, not a curated record. NCBI's taxonomy places the organism in Eukaryota, Viridiplantae, Streptophyta, Magnoliopsida, Solanales, Solanaceae. The coding region runs from base 241 to 900 and encodes 219 amino acids.